UCUAAAGAUUCAGUUCACCUAAAAGAACUGGAAUGUGAGUGAUUCGUUCACUCUCGUUGACUGAAAAGAUGAGUUCCUUUUGAACGAAUCGUUCACUCAACACGAGAGGACUUGGAACCAAGUGACGGCCAAAAGUGAGACAUCGGGAGGGGGAACCCUCAAAAUACGACGGGACUCUUCCUCGACGUGAGCCAUGUUCAGGAGUACAAAACGGAGGACUAACCACUGGAGCAACAAAGUCCACGAAAGUGUUCUCGUCCGGGAUGCAGAGGGGCAGCUGGCUGCACUGGAACUAAGGGGCGGUGCUGAGCACGGACACUUUCCGCUUGUGGGUGAGCUUCUCCCGGGUGGAGCGGCGUGCCUCGGCGGCAGACUCCAUCCCGAGGAACUGCUGCUGCUGCUGCAGGUCAACGACACACCGGUGGCCGGGCUCACCAGCCGGGACGUGAUGGCGGUGCUGAGGCACAGCAAGGAGCCCGUCAGACUCAAGUGUGUCAAACAAAGCGGCGUGAUCAACAAGGACCUGUGCCGCUACCUCAACCUGCGCUUCCCGAAAGGCUCGGUGGACCACGAGCUGCAGCAGAUCAUCCGGGACAACCUCUACCUGCGCACCAUUCCCUGCACCACCAGGCAGCCCAAGGAAGGCGAGGUCCCCGGGGUGGACUAUCAUUUCCUAAGCGUCCAGCACUUUAUGGAAUUGGAGAAAAGCGGCGCCUUGCUUGAGAGCGGAAUCUAUGAAGAUAACUUUUACGGCACGCCCAAGCCUCCCGUCGAGCCCGCCGCUCCGGCGCUAAAUGUAACGGAGCGGCUGCUGCCGCCGCUGUCGCUACUACCGGGCGCCAGAACCAGCUCGGAGGGCAAACGCAAGCGCAACAAGUCGGUCAGCGACAUGGACAAGGCCAGCAUGGAGCCACCGGAGGAGGAAGAAGAGGAGAGGCCCCCCGCCGCCGCCGUCGUCAACGGCAUCGCCCCCGCGCCAGAGUCGAGCGAACACGAGGACAAAAACGGCCCGAGCGAGACGCCGCCCCCGCCGGGCGAGGCCUCGACCGAGGCGGACCCCGGCCGCUCCCCGAAAAGCGACGCCCUCCCCAAGAUGGAGGAGGACGACGAGCUGGGCCCGCUACCCGACAACUGGGAAAUGGCGUACACGGAGAAAGGGGAAGUCUACUUCAUCGACCACAACACCAAGACCACGUCGUGGUUGGACCCCCGACUCGCCAAGAAGGCCAAGCCGCCCGAGGAGUGCAAGGAGGACGAGCUUCCGUAUGGCUGGGAGAAAAUCGACGACCCCAUUUACGGCAGCUACUAUGUGGACCACAUAAACAGGAGGACCCAGUUUGAGAACCCGGUUCUGGAGGCCAAGAGGAGACUCCAGCAGGAGCAGCAGAUGCAAAGUCAGGGGCUCUCCUCGCUCCCGCUUCCCGCCAUCUACAGAGAGAAGCCGCUGUUCACCCGCGACCCCACGCAGCUGAAAGGCAGCUUCCUCUCCUCGGCGCUCCACAAGAGCAACAUGGGCUUCGGCUUCACCAUCAUCGGCGGCGACGAGCCCGACGAGUUCCUGCAGGUGAAGAGCGUCAUCCCCGACGGGCCGGCCGCCGCCGACGGCAAGAUGGCCACAGGCGACGUGAUCGUAUACAUCAACGACUUGUGCGUGCUGGGCACCACGCACGCCGACGUGGUCAAAUUGUUCCAGUCGGUUCCCAUCGGGCAGAGCGUGACCUUGGUGCUGUGCCGCGGCUACUCGCUGCCCUACGAGCCCGACGCCAACAACGCCGACGGCGCCGCCGCCGCCAUCAUCUCCCCGCUGGGCAUCAUGGAGCAGCGCCCCCUUAUGGUGAACGGUCGCCCCGGCUACGAUAACUACCUGGACUACAUGUCCCGCACGGCCCGCUUGGUCCCGGACGCGGGUCAGGACGCCCAGCCGGACGCCCAGCCCGACGGCCUCUCGGUGGCGUCUCAAGGCGAGUUGCUGACGCUGACCCUGGUGAAGGGCGCCGACGGCUUCGGCUUCACCAUCGCCGACGGCGCGGCGGGCCAGCGCGUCAAGCAGAUCCUGGAGCCGUCCGGGUGCCCGGGGGUCAACGAGGGCGACCUGAUCGUGGAGAUCAACAAGCAGGCGGUGCUGGGCUUCACGCACGCCCAAGUGGUGGACAUCCUCAAGGAGUGCGCCGUGGGCACCGAGACCUGCCUGGUGGUGCAGAGACCCGUCGUCACAGAAUCGGGAGCCCCGAGGACGACUUUCCCCGCGGACCCCUCGCCGGAGUACCAGGACAUGGAGGUGAACUUGCGGAGGCACAAGUCCGGCUUCGGCUUCAGGGUCCUGGGCGGGGACGAGGCGGGCCAGCCUGCGAGUCCGGAGACACGUGACAAGAUCGUAAUCGGCGCCAUCAUCGAGAAGAGCCCGGCGGACGUGGACGGGCGUCUGCGUCCCGGCGACGAGCUCCUCUUCGUGGACGGCAUCCCUGUGGUGGGCAAGCCGCAUCGCUACGUCAUCGACCUGAUGCACAGCGCCGCGCGCAACGGACAAGUCAACAUGGUCAUCAGGAGGCGGAGCCAGGCCGCAGGCGACUCGUGUCAGGAGAACGGGCGCCACUCGGGCUCCACGCAGCACAGCUCGCCGCGGAGCGACCUGACGGACGCCAACAGCGCCACCCAACCCAGCGACGUCCUCAUCCACCGGAAAGAAAGCGAAGGCUUCGGCUUCGUCAUCAUCAGCUCGCUCAACCGGCCCGAGGCGCCCGCCGCCAACCGUAAGGCGCUCAAAAGUAUCGGGACGCCGCCAGUCGCUGACCCUUUGCGUCCGACAGCGGUGCCGCACAAGAUCGGGCGGAUCAUCGAGGGCAGCCCGGCCGACCGCUGCGCCAAGAUGAAGGUGGGCGACCGCAUCCUGGCCGUCAACGGCCAGUCCAUCGUCAACAUGCCGCACGGCGACAUCGUCAAGCUCAUCAAGGACGCCGGCCUGAGCGUCACGCUGAGGAUCGUCCCGCAGGAAGCCGAGGCGAGCAACCCGCCGUCGGCGCCCGCCUCGGAGAAGCCGAGCCCCCUGGCGCAGCAGAGCCCCAAGACGCAGCCGCCCGCCGUCGGCCCGCAGCCCGACCCGGGUGCCGCCGAGUCGGCCCGGUCGGACGCCAAAACCCAGCGGAGCCCUGUCGGCGGCCAGCUGCCAGCACCCCCGACGCAGACCUAUCCACACGAGGGCAGUUACAGAUCGGAGGUGAAAGCCCGGCAGGACGUGAAACCGGACAUCCGCCAGCCGCCCUUCACCGACUACCGGCAGCCGCCCGUGGACUACCGGCACCCCCCGGUGGCCGACUACCGCCAGCCCCCCACGCUGGACUACCGCCACCCACCCCUCUUGGACUUCCGGCCGCAGUUUGCCGUGGCGGACUACCGCAUGCCGCCGGUGCAGCUGUCGCAGGACUUUGACUUCUUCACGGUGGAGCUGGAGAAGAGCGUCAAGGGUUUCGGCUUCAGCAUCCGCGGAGGUCGGGAGUACAAGAUGGACCUGUUUGUCCUCAGGCUGGCCGAGGACGGCCCGGCGCUACGCAACGGCAGGAUGCGGGUGGGCGACCAGAUCAUCGAGAUCAACGGCGACACCACGCGGGACAUGACCCACGGGCGCGCCAUCGAGCUGAUCAAGUCGGGCGGCAGGCGUGUGCGUCUCCUCUUGAAGCGGGGCACGGGACAGGUCCCCGACUACGACAAUGGCGCCUCUUGGGACGCUCGCCCUUCAGCCUCUCCAAGCCUGCCGGAAGUAACGGCGCCGCUCGAUAGACUUUCGGCGGCGAGCGUAGGGAGCGACGGCGGCCGGUCCGCCCGCGAGGAGCGCCGUGCCGCGCCGGGACGCGAGAGAAUUCCCGGAGGAAGCGGCUUUCUUGCCACUCCCGCCGUGCACGCGAACGGGACGAGCAGGCCGGGCCCGGAGCCCGGGCGGGAAUCGGCGGCGGGGAAGUCUGCCGUCUCUCCGGGGCCCUGGAAGAUCCCCGGAUCGGACAAGCUUCCCGGCGCCCUGCGAGCGGGAACUUGGACCAGCUAACGGCUCGACCCACCGAGGAAACCGAUCGACUGGUUUUAUUUAUUCGACUACGGACUAAAUUAUUGGACACCCUCCACCUUAAAAACUGGACGUUCAUCCACUUUUGUUUGGAGGAAUCAGCCGAAACUGAGAAGCAAUCAAAUGUAAGCAGAUUUUGAUACGACAAGCCGGACUCAACGGGGUCUCUUUUUCUCGGACUUUGCCUUAACCGGACUGCGCGGGCCCAACAGCAAUCACCGUGUAAAUAAAACGCAAGGCUGAGGAAUGACGCCGAGGAGGGCAUGGAGUGCCUUAGGAAGGAGCGAGGGGCGGAGCGUAGAUGUUUUUAACCAAGGCUGCUAGUUACCACGACGACCAUACAUGACGUAACUGUGAAUCUGAUUCUGUCGACAUCUCGUGCGCUUUUAUGUCCCGCCGGUCCUUAAGUGUGCCAAAAUGGCUUGGCUCGUGUGUCUUUUCGUACAAUCAAGUCUGUAGCGCUAACAGUGUUUGAAAGCAGAAGUCAUCUCGGUCGCCACGGUGACAAGGGACUGUCAAGCACAACUCGGAAGCAUCUUUUGUCUUUUUCAUCACUUCUGUUGGCCAACGAAAACCAAAACGUGAGUGCGUGCGUGCGUGCGUGUGCGUGUUGAUGACUCAGCUCAGAAUCACUGUGUAGUGUAAAACAGAAAAAAAAAAAAAAAAAAAAACGGCGGUCGCCAGACGUGUAGGUAUGCGGAGCAACUAUUUUUACGAAGAAAAAUGCAGCAGUACGAAAAUAUUAAUUUGUUUUUGUUCCCAGAAAUCUUGUAUGAUACUCUGAAGACUAAAAUAAAACGUUGACACAAUA
Messenger RNA from Syngnathus typhle (broad-nosed pipefish), 4865 nucleotides. It is a transcript of the gene magi2a, whose product is annotated as membrane associated guanylate kinase, WW and PDZ domain containing 2a. Lineage: Eukaryota; Metazoa; Chordata; Actinopteri; Syngnathiformes; Syngnathidae. The coding region runs from base 194 to 4036 and encodes 1280 amino acids. The record is from RefSeq and is a predicted model, not a curated record. Gene Ontology annotation, molecular function: type II activin receptor binding; signaling receptor complex adaptor activity; SMAD binding. Gene Ontology annotation, cellular component: dendrite; cytoplasm. Gene Ontology annotation, biological process: receptor clustering; signal transduction. The transcript has 19 exons.